AUGUCUCGCUCCGUAUCGCACUCGAGCCCAACGGGCACCAAGGUCCGUGGAGGCGGCCCACCCAAAAAACCGGACAACACCACGCCCAUGGACUCGAGGGGCUUGUUGGUCUUGAAGCUCACCUCAGAAGGUCAAGAGUGUGAGGCAUUGGUGAAGGGAAACUACCGAUUCCAUGUAGACGACACCCUGUACGAAUAUGCAGACGGGAACUACAGAUGCGUCACCAAGCUCAAGAUACGAGACCGGGAUGAUGGCAAGUUCGGUGCUUCUGGAGUUCUUAUCGAACCCGAUCUAGUCCUUACCUCUGCCCACAAUGUGCAAUACCGUGGUGGAGAGGACUAUGUUUCUCAGGCUAUCUCUAUCAGGGUGUACAUUGGAUACCACCAUCAAGACUCCUCGAAGGGAAUUGCGGUCGAGGAGCGUGUCGGCAAAAGAGUCAUAGUGCCGCAACAAUGGAAACUGUCCGGAUUCGCUUGGCACAACGACAUGGCUCUUAUCGAGCUCGAGACCAAGUUCACCCAGGUCAAGCCAGCUUUGUAUCAGGCGCCAUCAUCCGCAGAGUCAACUGUGCUCGUCGUUGGCUAUCCCGGCGAAAAUACAACACAAGUCCGCGGGUCCUGUACACGUUGCAAGAAGGCUGGAUGCAUGUACGAAGUGGCGGGUCAGGCUAAACACAAUGCCCGGAAUUUGCUGGAGUACAAACUUUCGACUAUGCCUGGCAACUCUGGAGGUCCGGUCUUCCUUAAAAGCAAGCCGAAGGAGAACACGCCCAGAACAGUCAUAGCUACACACAGCCAUAGCAGCUCAAGGAAGGGUACCAACUUCGCCGCCCCAGUCGACGUCGCCUUCAUCGAAGCAAGCAAGAGUUUUCUCAGUCUACCAGACUCGCCCUCUCACCAAGACAUCAUAAUGCUCAGGCAAGGUGAUACCAGCACCUGGGAUAUGUCUCCGUCGGUAGAUACAAGGACCAGCCGUACAAAAGCCGUCAGAUCACCCAGAUGCUAG
Molecule: messenger RNA, 1005 nt
Organism: Alternaria infectoria
Lineage: Eukaryota; Fungi; Ascomycota; Dothideomycetes; Pleosporales; Pleosporaceae
Exons: 3
Coding region: 1-1005 (334 amino acids)
Biological process (GO): proteolysis
Molecular function (GO): serine-type endopeptidase activity
Source: RefSeq, a predicted model, not a curated record